CAAAGGGAAAACUAAUAAAAACGUAUAUACCAUAGCCAUCAACCCUACGCGAAUGUAUACAAGCCUUCCAUAAACAAAACAAACUUAAAUUUUUUAGGUUAGUUUGGGUUGGGAGCGUAAAAAUAAGACGUCCUAGUAGUAAGAGAGACGAAGAAACUGGCAACAGUAUUUCUACAGGCACGGAAAAAUGUAAACAAUAAUAAAUGGAAACUUAUAAAAACUCAAUUGUUUAAAAAUCAGAAAUAAAUUAAGUAUUGCAAGAAAACUCUGUAAGUAUGUAGGGAUUAUAAUACUCGACUUUGACCACUUGGUUCAUUGAACAACUGUCUUGGAAAUGCUAAGGGCCUUAAAAGGCCCAAAACUCUUUAAAAAACCCUGUUUAGUUGUUGUUUGCGCCCUAAUCUUCCUGGCUGCUACAUACUACACCAUACAAAUAGGCGAGCCUUCAUUCAACCAGAGCAGUUGUCCAUACUCCGAACCCAUAGACAUAGUAUACACGUGGGUAAACGGGUCUGAUCAACAGUUUAUCCAAGAAAUGCACAAGUACAUGCAGGCAAAGGCAAACACUGAUUCAUCCAAGAAGCGAUUUGAGGACAAAAACGAGCUGAGGUUCUCUUUAAGGUCUUUGGAAAAAUUCGCGCCCUGGAUCAAUCACGUUUACUUGGUGACAAACGGACAAAUCCCCUACUGGCUAAACCUCGACUACCAGAAAGUCACUUUAAUAACUCACGACAUGAUUUUCAAAAAUAGUAGCAACUUGCCCACAUUUUCCAGUCCAGCCAUUGAAAGCAACUUGCACAGAAUUCCAGGCCUCUCAAAGCGUUUUAUAUACUUCAAUGAUGAUAUUUUCUUGGGCAAGCCCUUGUAUCUGGAGGACCUGUACAGUCAAAGCACGGGGUUCUCGGUCUUUUUGGCGUAUGCUUUACCCAACUGCGCCCCACGGUGCCCUUGGUUGUACGUGGGCGAUGGACAGUGUGAUCUGAGCUGCAACGUGCGCAAUUGCCAAUUCGAUGCUGGAGAUUGCAUUGAGCAAAAGGCUCGCACUUGGACUAAAGCCUCAGACCUAUCACUGAUGAAUACCACACAAAGAACAGUGAAUGCAACCACAAGUACCAGUGAAAAUCGGUUUUUCCACACAGGGGACACAGGACCAAUAGCUCGACUAGUCAUCGAGCAUAAUAAAAAAGUGCUGCUGCAGAACAAGAAGCUGGACAGAAAAAGGCGUAAUUUGGCGAAGCAGCUGAACCCAGCUUAUGCCGAGGCAAUGCAGUUUUCCAAGACCAUCGACGGGUUCCUGACGUCACUCCAGUACACCCAAAGAGUGUUCAACAGAAAGUUUGGGUUGAAGAUGCGGUAUGUGCCAGCUCAUGCCCCUAUCCUAAUUGACAGGGACAUCAUGCAAGAAUUGGAGCGCACUUUUUCAAGAGAGUUCGAAAUAACAGAGGGAAAUCGGUUCAGGCACGACGACGAUAUGCAAUUUGGCUUCAGUUAUUAUUACUUCCUCAUGUCUGAAACGACCACCAAGUCGACGAGCGAAAUAUUUGAUGAUUUUGAUACGGACCGCUCAGGGUCUUGGUCGGACAGGGAAAUUCGCAACUUGCUCACCAAGCUUCAUAAGCUGCCGCUUACCUAUGAGACUGUGGAUCAUUUCGAAGCAAUACUGAUGAAUUGCAGUGAAUUAAAUACAUAUCCUCCAGUGCCUACUCCUGCCCAUGAGCGAUAUGUUGACUCCAAGCUGCCAACAAUAAGUAAAGAUUUGGUGGUUCAGUGCCCCAUGUUGGACGUGCUGUUGAGCGAAAAGUUGGGGAAAGUGCCCAAGUAUCCGUACAAAGUGAUCAAGAAUGCCGAAACUAGCUGGGCAACAUUUAGGAUGCUAAUUUCCAACAUUACUAACGUUGUGCACAACUUAGAUGAAAUCAGGAGUAAGCUUACGAAAUUCGUGUGUCUGAACGACAAUCUUAUGGAGUGGAAGCUAGACGAGAACGAGCUUAUUAAGGCCCUUCUCUAUGAUUUCUAUCUGUCCCUGUUUCCCCAUCCCAGUCAGUUUGAACAUCCCGAUCAUUCCAGAAAUCGGUUUCUACACAUGGAUCAAUUAGGGAAGUGGACACACAACCACUAUGUGGUAAAAAUCAUUCUGACUUUGGCCAUUAUUUCGCUGAUCUUCAUCACACUUUUCAACACUCUGAAAAGGGGAUGUUGUAAGGUGCUCAAUGAAUAUUUUUUCUGACUGAGCGAAUGGCCAGAAAAGGCGGAUCAUUUUCUGUUUAAGGCGCUAUUCUUCUUUAAAUGGUCUUUACAUUAGAAAAAUCGUUACUAGCAUUCAAUAUUUCUUACCUUCAAAAAUACAUCUGCCUCAAGUCGUCAACUGCAA
Molecule: messenger RNA, 2371 nt
Organism: Dendroctonus ponderosae (mountain pine beetle)
Lineage: Eukaryota; Metazoa; Arthropoda; Insecta; Coleoptera; Curculionidae
Gene: Gnptab
Product: N-acetylglucosamine-1-phosphotransferase subunits alpha/beta
Exons: 10
Coding region: 335-2227 (630 amino acids)
Biological process (GO): carbohydrate phosphorylation; N-glycan processing to lysosome
Cellular component (GO): Golgi apparatus
Molecular function (GO): UDP-N-acetylglucosamine-lysosomal-enzyme N-acetylglucosaminephosphotransferase activity
Source: RefSeq, a predicted model, not a curated record